AUGGAGCUCUCAAAAGUGCCUAUUUUAGGCAAGGAAAUUAUCCAUGUCGGAUACAACAUAGCAGACCACAUUGUGAAAACUAUAGUCGAAGGUUGUUCCUCCUCGACUUACGUUGUGGUCAAUGACACGAACAUCGAAAAAGUCCCAUACUAUCAUGAUUUGGUGCAAGCCUUAGGCUCGACCGUAGAGGAAUUAGGCUCUCGAUUGCUGAGAUACUCUGUCAAGCCCGGUGAAGCGCACAAGACCAGAGAACAGAAGGCAGAGAUCGAAGACUACUUGCUGAGUGAGGGAUGUACUAGGGACACUGUCAUCAUCGCCAUUGGUGGUGGUGUCAUCGGCGACAUGGUUGGUUUCGUGGCAGCGACUUUUAUGAGAGGUGUCAGAGUCGUGCAAGUUCCCACAUCACUGCUGGCCAUGGUCGAUUCCUCCAUUGGCGGUAAAACUGCAGUCGACACUGCACUCGGGAAAAACUUUAUCGGUGCUUUCUGGCAACCCCAGUUCGUCCUGGUCGAUAUCAAAUGGCUUGAAACGCUUCCCAGAAGAGAGUUCAUUAACGGUAUUGCAGAAGUCAUCAAAACCGCAGCCAUCUGGAAUGGGGACGAAUUUGCGCGCCUUGAGGAAAACGCAGACAGCUUUUUGCAGGUCGUGAACGGAGCCAAGACCACGCGUGUUUCCGUGGCAGGCCAAACUCACCAGGUUUCCGUCACAAAUAUCGGACACAUCCUCGAUCACGUCUUCAAACUAGUUCUAGAAAGCAUCAAGGUCAAGGCCCACGUUGUCUCCUCCGAUGAGAGAGAGUCCGGACUAAGAAACCUACUGAACUUCGGACAUACCAUCGGACACGCCUACGAAGCAAUCUUGACUCCACAGGCUUUGCACGGCGAGUGUGUGUCAAUCGGUAUGAUCAAAGAAGCUGAGUUGUCUCGCUAUCUGAACAUUUUGUCGCCCACCCAGGUUGCGCGUCUAACUAAGAUUUUGGCGGCUUACGGACUUCCUAUUUCUCCUGAUGAGAAAUGGUUCAAAGAUCUUACGCUGCACAAGAAAACUCCAUUGGACGUUUUGCUCAAAAAAAUGAGUAUAGACAAGAAAAACGAUGGUUCAAAGAAGAAGGCGGUUCUUCUAGAGACCAUUGGUAAGUGCUACGGUACCUCUGCUCACAACGUCUCUGAUGAAGAUUUGCGUUUUGUGCUGACCGAUGAAGUUUUGGUUAAGACUUUCACAAAAUUGGAAAAUGGACAGUCCAAAACCAUCAUUCCACCUGGUUCAAAGUCCAUUUCUAAUCGUGCCCUGAUUCUAGCAGCUCUAGGAGAGGGUACAUGUAGGGUUAAAAAUCUGCUUCAUUCUGAUGACACCAAGCACAUGUUACAUGCCGUCCAGCAGCUCAAGGGAGCAUCCAUUUCCUUUGAGGACAACGGUGAAACUGUGGUUGUCAAAGGUCAUGGGGGUAAAACUUUAGAAGCAACCUCUGAGCCUUUGUAUUUGGGUAACGCUGGUACUGCCUCCAGAUUUUUAACAUCUGUUGCUGCCCUUGUUAAGUCCUCCUCGACCCAUAACAGCGUUGUUCUUACCGGUAAUGCUAGAAUGCAGGAAAGACCAGUCGGCCCCCUUGUGGACUCUUUGCGUGAAAACGGAACGAAGAUCGAAUACCUCAAUAAGGAAGGUUCAUUGCCACUCAAAAUCGACACUGACUCGCAUUUCAAAGGUGGCAAAAUUGAGCUCGCCGCCACCGUCUCAUCUCAAUAUGUUUCCUCUAUCCUUAUGUGUGCUCCAUACGCGGAUGAGCCUGUGACGCUUUCUCUAGUCGGAGGCAAGCCGAUCUCCAAGCUUUACAUUGAUAUGACCAUCAAAAUGAUGGAAAAGUUUGGUGUGAAAGUGGAAGUUUCUACCAUUGAGCCUCAUACCUAUCAUAUUCCAAAAGCGAGCUAUGUCAACCCACCUGAGUAUGUGAUCGAGAGUGAUGCAUCCUCUGCUACCUACCCCUUGGCUUACGCAGCUAUGACAGGUACCACCGUCACAGUUCCUAACAUUGGUUUUGAGUCAUUGCAGGGCGACGCUAGAUUCGCGCGCGACGUAUUAAAGCCAAUGGGAUGUGUGGUUGAGCAAACUGAGACCUCAACAACCGUUACAGGGCCUCCCGUAGGUACUUUGAAACCUCUAAAACAUGUGGACAUGGAGCCUAUGACAGAUGCAUUCCUAACGGCAUGUGUAGUUGCCGCCGUCGCUCAUAGCGAUGGUACAGAGACUCCUAACGUUACUACAAUUGAAGGUAUCGCAAACCAGCGUGUGAAAGAAUGUAACAGAAUUUUGGCGAUGGUCACUGAACUAGCAAAAUUCGGUGUAAAAGCUAACGAGUUGCCAGAUGGAAUCCAAGUUCACGGUGUUGACUCUUUGGCAGAUUUGAAGGUUCCUACUUCUGUCGAUUCUUACGAUGACCAUCGUGUCGCGAUGAGUUUCUCGCUUUUAGCAGGAAUGAUUAAGCCUAAGGACAAGGGCGAAAGUACUUCUGUCAGAAUCUUAGAAAGACACUGUACAGGUAAAACUUGGCCAGGUUGGUGGGAUGUUUUGCACACUGAACUGGGCGCCUCUUUGGACGGUGCUGAGCCCUUAGAGGACACGUUGCAGACUCGGAAGACUAGCGUUGUGAUCAUUGGUAUGAGAGCUGCUGGUAAGUCCACUGUAAGCAGCUGGUGUUCUAGCGCGUUAAACUACAAGUUCUUGGAUCUAGAUACUGUUUUCGAGGAGCAGUACCAAAAGGGUACGGUGAAGGACUUUGUUGCAGAGAAGGGUUGGGAAGCAUUCCGCAAAACGGAGGCUGAAAUCUUCAACACUAUCAUUUCGACCCACAGUGAGGGUUACGUUCUGUCAACUGGAGGCGGAAUUGUUGAAAGCGCUGAAUCGAGAAAGGCGUUGAAGGCCUUCGCCGCUCAAGGUGGUAUCGUUUUGCAUCUACAUCGUGAUAUAGAUGAGACGAUCAACUUUCUGCGCAGCGAUCCAACUAGACCAGCUUAUGCUGAAGAAAUCAGAGACGUCUGGGAGAGAAGAGAGCAAUGGUACCGCGAGUGUUCGAAUUUUGUUUUCUUCGCUCCUCACUGUGGCACUCCAACCGAGUUUGGUCAACUAAGAAGGUCGUUCGCAUCAUACAUCAAAACCAUUACUGGUAAUUGCGAGGUCGCUAUUCCAAAGAACAGGUCAGCUUUUGUGUGUUUGACAUUCGAGGAUUUGACGCAGAAUAAGGAUACCCUUGUGGACGUGACUUACGGCUGUGAUGCUGUCGAACUUCGGGUUGAUCACUUGAAGAGCUUUGACUUGUCCUUCGUCGCUAAGCAAUUGAGUCUGCUGCGUGCUGGUACUAAUUCUCUGCCAGUCAUCUUCACUGUGAGAACCCAAAGCCAGGGCGGUAAAUUCCCAGAUGAACGCCAAGACGAACUUUUCAAGCUUUUCGACCUUGCCUUGAAAGCUGGCGUAGAAUAUAUUGAUCUUGAAUUGACUUUGCCAACCGAAUUGCAAUAUAAGGUUGUUAACAGGAAAAACAAUACCAAGAUUAUUGGUUCUCACCACGAUUUUAGUGCCUCAUUUGAUUGGGAAGACUCUGAAUGGGAAAACAGAUACAACCAGGCCCUAUCUCUGGAUCUCGAUGUCAUCAAGUUUGUCGGCACCGCCAAGAGCUUCGAGGACAACAUUAAACUGGAACAAUUUAGAUCGACUCACACCAGCAAGCCCUUGAUUGCAAUCAACAUGACUGAUGCGGGCAAAAUGUCUAGAGUGAUGAACACCGUUCUAACUCCCGUGACGUCGAGCUUGCUGCCUUCUGCGUCAGCACCUGGCCAGCUGACUUUGGCUCAAAUUAACCAGAUUUACUCAUCUUUAGGAGGUAUUUCCGCCAAAGAGCUUUUCGUUGUUGGAUCGCCCGUCGGGCACUCCAGGUCACCGGACAUGCACAACCUAGGCUUUGAGAUCUUGGGUCUUCCUCACACUUUUUGCAAGUUCGAAACAACAUCAGUGGAAGAAGUUAAGAAGACCAUACUUUCCAAGCCAAACCUGGGUGGACUGGCCGUGACUAUCCCACUAAAGCUGGAUAUUAUGCAGUACAUGGACGAGCUUUCUGAGUCUGCUAAGCUGGUUGGAGCCGUAAACACUGUUGUCCCAGUGGAGGGCAAGUUGGUGGGCGACAACACGGACUGGAUUGGCAUCUAUGACUCUUUUGUGGCGCAAGGUGUUCCAGAAAACGUACAGUCGGCAUCAGGUUUUGUCGUUGGUGCUGGUGGCGCUUCCCGUGCAGCUAUUUAUGCGCUCCACAAGCUGGGAUGUUCCACCAUCUACAGCAUCAAUAGAACCGUGCAGAAAUCUUAUGAGAUGAAGGAACAAUUUCCCGCGCAUUUCAAUGUUAAAGUGCUUGAAAUCCCCGAGCAAAUCGAUGAGAUCGCUGAGAACAACGUAGGGUUGGCCGUAAGCUGCGUACCAGCCGAUAAACCACUGGAUGCCAGUUUGCUCGCGAGAGUUGAGAAAUUGUUUGCUAAAUCUCAAAGUGUCGGUUUCACUCCAACACUUUUGGAAGCUGCCUACAAACCCAGUGUGACGCCUCUUAUGACCAUCGCUGAGACCAAGUUCAACUGGCAGGUUAUUCCUGGUGUGGAGAUGCUCGUUUACCAGGGUGUGGCGCAAUUUAAGCUGUGGACUGGUUUCAAAGCUCCUUUGAAAGCUAUUCAUGAAGCUCUCACUCAGUAA
This is a messenger RNA of Lachancea meyersii CBS 8951, 4725 nucleotides long. The record is from the annotation of a GenBank genome assembly. NCBI's taxonomy places the organism in Eukaryota, Fungi, Ascomycota, Saccharomycetes, Saccharomycetales, Saccharomycetaceae.